Molecule: messenger RNA, 589 nt
Organism: Centruroides sculpturatus (bark scorpion)
Lineage: Eukaryota; Metazoa; Arthropoda; Arachnida; Scorpiones; Buthidae
Product: acid phosphatase type 7-like
Exons: 4
Source: RefSeq, a predicted model, not a curated record
ACUACAAAAACUUACUUCUGUAAUUUUAAAAAUAUUUUUCAGAUUCGUACAGGUUUUCCUAUAAUUCAUACAUACGGAUUAGAAGAUCUGUUUUAUAAAUAUCAUGUAGACUUAAUGAUAUGGGCUCAUGAGCAUGUUUAUGAACGACUGUGGCCAGUGUACAACAGAACAGUUUAUAACGGCAGCUAUCAAUAUCCUUACACUAAUCCUAAGGCACCUGUGCACAUUAUUACUGGAUCUGCAGGAUGCCAAGAACGCCAUGAUCCUUUUGUGAAAAAUCCAGCUGCAUGGAGUGCAUUACGUAAUGGAGAUUAUGGUUAUUCUAGACUUCAUAUUUUAAACGGUACUCAUCUCUACUUAGAACAAGUUUCAGAUGAUAAAAAUGGAAAAAUAGUUGAUAAAAUGUUGCUGAUUCAAGAAUAUCAUGGACCAGGUUGGAAAUAAUUGAUAUUUUUUAUAAAAACCAUCUGUUGAAAAUUUUUAUUAAAAGUUGAUGCAUGUUAAUGAUUGAAUAAUUUCGGUGUGUAUAGAAAAAAAAACAUUUUUACAUUUGUAAAAUACAUCAACUUUUUUAUUAAUUUGUUUUCAA